AUGAGGCAGCUGCGUGCUGAUAUUGCUGAACUUCUCCAAAAUGGCCAGCAUAAGGCUGCUUUAUCCAGGCUUCACAAGGACGAGCUUAAGUUAUCAGCUUAUGAUCAAGUUGACAAGUUUUGUGAUUGUGUUGUCAAAAACCUCAAGGAUAUUAGACCUGACGGAAAGCUGCCUGUUGAUGUUUGUGAAGCAAUAUCAAGCUUGAUAUUUGCUGCUUCAAGAUGUGGUGAACUGCCAGAGCUGCAUUCAUUAAGAUAUCUUUUCAAAGGACUUCUUGGUCCGAAAUUUGAGAGAGCCAAUGUCGAGCUUCUGCCAGGAAACACCGUGAACUCUUUAAUAAAGCACAGUCUCGUUGUUAAGUCAGUAGCAGAAGAUGUGAAGAUCCAAUUAAUAAAUGACAUAGCAAGAGAGUACAAGCAGGAUACUGGACCUCUCUCAAAUGAUGGUAAUAAUGGCAUUAAAGAUCAAACUCGACCCAAAAAGUUCGAGGAAAUGCUGCCUGACAUUGGACCGAAAUUUGCCUUGCAAGAUUGCAAGGAUAUGGUAACCUUUUGGAGUAAUUUUCCUGAUAGUUCAGAUGGUACUGCAGGUUAUGUAGCCUCUAAAGCAGCUAAUACAGUUACAUUCAAAGAGAAGAGUGAUGACGAUUCCUUGGAAAGUAUUAGAUCAGACGGAAAACCGAUUGAAAUAGAGGCAGCCCCACUCUGUUUCCAUGACAGGGAAAAGCUACAUAUGCAAGGGGAAGAUAUUAUGACUGGGAGUGAAUACACUACUUUGGACUCCUCCAACAGCUUUAAGAGAUCUUCCAACACGAAUGCCGCUGAUAAAAAGUGUGAUCACUUGAUCAAGCCAGAUUCAGUAGAUGCAAGAUAUGAUACCGCAAUUGCCACGAACACUUCUCAACAUGAAGAAGUCAUCGGGGGUCAAUGUUUACACAAUGACAAAGAUAUCAAGGCUGAAUGUCACGUCAAGGAAACAAAAGAAAUUCCCAGAUCUCCUAUUGCCCAUGUACAUCCAAAGCUUCCUGACUAUGAUGAUUUGGUAGUCCAGUUUGGGAAUCUAAAGAAAGAGUACAUGCGGAAAAUUUCAAAUAAAUAA
Coffea eugenioides is the source of this 1098-nucleotide messenger RNA. RefSeq lists its product as uncharacterized. Bases 1 to 1098 code for a protein of 365 amino acids. Lineage: Eukaryota; Viridiplantae; Streptophyta; Magnoliopsida; Gentianales; Rubiaceae. Gene Ontology annotation, biological process: protein transport. The record is from RefSeq and is a predicted model, not a curated record. The transcript is spliced from 3 exons.